This is a messenger RNA of Mugil cephalus (flathead mullet), 2223 nucleotides long. RefSeq names its product regulator of G protein signaling 18 (gene rgs18). Bases 158 to 868 code for a protein of 236 amino acids. The record is from RefSeq and is a predicted model, not a curated record. The transcript is spliced from 5 exons. NCBI's taxonomy places the organism in Eukaryota, Metazoa, Chordata, Actinopteri, Mugiliformes, Mugilidae.
AGUAGUCACACUAUUACAGGAAGUAGAGCAGGUAUGGGAAAUGCAAUUGGAGUCGUGUUUAUAAAAGAUGAGGUGGUUCGACGAGUGAUGGGUUAAACAUUUUUCAGCGAGCUAUUUGUGGCCUUCUGCUUUGCACGCCAGCUACAGACAGAACAGCAUGGAGACGCUUCUUUUUCUAUUUCCUCAAUUCAACUACAUGGCCCCAAAGGAGGAAGCGUAUUUCAAAAUGCUUGGUCCAGAAGACUUACAGCCACCAAAGAUGAAGGACGACAGUAGCAGACAGAAAGACAAGGAGAGGAAGAGCCGACUAAGCCUUUUUCUCACCAAGUCAGGCUCUCAUGAAAACGUCAGUCCCAGCAAGAAGACAAAUACGACAUCGAGAAACAUCCCAGCCGAGACGGCUCUGCAGUGGAGCGACUCCUUUGAAGAACUGCUAAAGCACUCAGAUGGGGUGGAAACCUUCGCUCAGUUCUUGCGGACAGAAUUCAGUGAAGAAAACAUUGAGUUCUGGUUGGCCUGUGAAGAAUUCAAGACCAUUGAUUCAGAAACCAAGCUGCUGUCCAAAGCCAAAUACAUUUAUACAAUUUUCAUUGAAUCGGAGGCUCCUAAAGAGGUCAACAUUGACUAUAACACCAAGAUGGCCAUCCAGAAGAACAUAGCACAGCCCACAAAGAGCUGCUUCGAAGCGGCCCAGGUGAAGGUCUACAGCCUGAUGAAAAAGGACUCCUACCCCAGGUUCCUGCACUCUGACAUUUACAUGCGCCUCACCGGGAGGAGAGGACCCGGUGGCCCCAUGAUUCGCAGAAGGUCACGCUCCUGUGUGUUCAACAACAGGGGAGAGGCCACGACGGAAACUUCCGCCUGGUAGUUGUAGCGUAGCAGGAGCAGUAGCUCACACUGCGAAAUGGAUUAUCACGCAGGGGAUGACCCAUGUUUUGCAGCACAAUUGUCGAAGCGUAGUGUGUGAUGGAGAGGUUUGUAAUCUACAGGUUUGCUUCUGCUGAAUGUGUUUUUUCAUAACCACAGCAGUCACAGUGCAUUAUUCCACAUACACUGCAGUGUUAGAUGAAAAUAUUGCCAAUAUUUUUGUAUACAUGUGUGAAAGGUAAAUGUGUAGCUACAGCUUGCAGUUGGCUAUCUUAACUUAGCAUCUGGUCUGGUAACAGAGGGAAACAGAUAGCCUGGCUCCGGUCAGCAGAAACAAAGCUGAAAUACCGGCUGCACUAAAGCUCCCGGAACAAACCUUAAUGUCUUGAUUGUUUCAUUUGGACUGAGAGUAAAACCAACAUAUUUCUACAGUGUUCCUGGGUUGCCUGGCAACCUCACAGGAAUGACAGCAUCUAAUGAAGCAUGUCUCCCAGUUUUCCUGUUUCCAGUCUUUGUGCUUAGGUGAGCCAACUGGCUGCUGACAUGGAACUGGUAUUAAUCUUGUCAUCUAAGCCUCGGCGAAAAAAAAAAAAGUAUGGCUUGUUUCUUAAAAUUCGGUGUGUAUUGUACUGCACAGCAGGAUAACAGCUGACACCAUUAGCCUUCAGGGGCAAGAAUACAUUCAGAGGAGCCACAGGCCACAGUCUGGCCAAUCAGACUCGACUGUGGCAUAAAGUCAGGUUACUCUACAGCAUCUGUGGAGCAGCACCUCUUAUUGAUUGGACCUGCAGUGAUGAUUUUUCAGAUCUGUCUAAACUUGAAUGAUUAAGGCGACAGAAUCUCAGAGGAAGUGCCUGCACGUUACUGACAGUACCCAGCCGGCCGCACAGGCGCCUGCAAUUCAGGCAACUCUCCUGACUUCAGACGUGUUCCACUUCUCUUCCAAUCCAGCAAUAGCACUCGCAUACGACAUUAAUACAGUCGAUGAUUAAGGUGCACAGGCUAAUCUGACCGUAUCUCGUUAAAAUGAAUCCAUGAUUGUAUUCCUUGCACUGUCCCCUCCAGACUAACUUGCUGUGACAGUCUCCAGACACAGUUACUGCAAAGCACUGAAGCUUUUUUAACAAAGGAUAUGAAUCUCUUACUUCUGUUAUUAAUUUAAGUAUUCCAUUUUCACACUCAUGUAUCUUAUUUGAAUACUAAUAUUGCGUUAUAUUAAUUAUUAUUGCUGUUCUUCCGUUUGCAUUCAUCUUAUAUAAUUUAAGUGUUCCUGUGAUCAUACGUGUUGACUUGCUGUUGUAAAAUGUACAUACUAUAAUAUGUGGAGUGCCUCAAAUAAACACUUUCUUAUAUUUA